GCCCUCGCUAGUGUGCUCGCUGCAGUGCAGGCGGCGCUUUGUUCCGCGUCACGCCAGCCUAACGGAAAACAGCGGCUCUUCGCUGGGGAUGAAGGGACUGGUCUCCGGCGCAGAAUAAGCGGAGGAUUGCGCACAGCGCGGCUGGAUGCGGAGGAGUAGCAUGAGAGCGGCUUCAUAAACACUCAGUUCUCCGCACACGCCCGCUUUAUUCCAGCGCCAUGGACAAGAUGGAGCAGGAGGUGUUCUCGCCUUUGUUGGAGGAUUUUCUGCUGUCUCCGCUGGUGUGCUGGGUGAAGACGGUCUCUCCGCUGGGCUCCGAUGGCUCUCCUCUCUCCGAGUUCAUGACACUGGUGGACGGGGUUUAUUUAAACGACAUCAUGACUGAGAUAAACCCAAAGAGCAGCGUCCAGAGAGCCCACAGGAAGGUCCACAACGACCCGACGCUGCGCAUCCAGAACCUGUCCAUCCUCGUGCAGCAGAUCAAGUCCUGCUAUCAGGAGACGCUGCAGCAGCUGGUGGUGAUGUCACUUCCUGACGUGCUGGUGCUGGGCCGGACUCCUCUGAGCGAGCAAGGACUGGAGGAGAUGAGGAAGAUCCUGCUGCUGCUGCUGGGCUGUGCUGUACAGUGUAACAGGAAGGAGGAAUACAUCGACCGGAUCCAGACGCUGGACUUUGACAUGCAGGCAGCCAUCGCCGCUCACAUUCAGGAGUCGCCCGGUGAGUCGAGCAUGAGACGCACGGAGAGCGUGCAGCAUCUGUCGGUGGAGCUGGCCGAUGCUAAAGCCAGGAUCAGACGCCUGCGGCAGGAGCUAGAGGAGAAGACUGAGCAGCUGCUGGACUGCAGACAGGAGCUGGAGCACAUGGAGACGGAGGUCAAGAGACUGCAGCAGGAAAACCUGCAGUUGCUGUGUGACGCGCGGUCGCUGCGGGCGUAUCGUGACGAGCUGGAUGCUCUCAGAGAGAAGGCCGUCAGGGUGGACAAACUGGAGAGUGAAGUGACGCGCUACAAAGAGAAACUCCAUGACAUUGAGUUCUACAGGACCAGAGUGGAGGAACUGAAAGAGGACUAUCAGGUUCUCCUAGAGACCAAGAGCAUGCUGGAGGAUCAGCUGGAGUCAUUCAGAGCUCGAUCUGAUAAACAUCAUGAGCUGGAGAAGGAAAAUCUGCAGCUUAAAAACAAGGUCCAUGACAUGGAGAUGGAGCGAGACAUGGACCGGAAGCGCUUGGAGGAGCUGCUGGAGGAGAACCUGAUGCUAGCGGUGGCCCAGAAACAGAGCAUGGACGAGUCUCUGCAUCUGGGCUGGGAACUGGAGCAGCUCUCCAAGACCACUCCCGAGCUCACUGAAGUGCCGCAGAAGUCUCUGGGUCACGAGGUGAAUGAGCUGACGUCCAGUCAGCUGCUGAAGCUGGAGAAGGAGAAUCAGAUGCUGCUGAAGAGUGUGGAGGAGCUGAAGGCCUCCGGUGAGAGCGGCGCGCACCUCCGUCUGGAGAAACACAACCAGAAACUCAGCCAGCAGCUGGAGCAGCUGCAGGCGGAGCUGGCUGCAGACAGAGAGAGUCUGCGCAGCGCUGAGAGUCUGAGCGCAGACCUGCUGAAGGAGAAGGCGCAGCUGGAGAAAACCCUGGAGACGCUCCAGCAGAACUCCGACAGACAGGUCAAGGGUCUGGAACAGGAGAACGAUCAUCUGAACCAGACCAUCGCCUCUCUCAGACAGCGCUCUCAGGUCAGCGCUGAGGCCCGCGUCAAAGACAUCGAGAAAGAAAACCGCGUGCUGCACGAGUCCAUCAAAGAGACCAGCAGCAAGCUCAACAAGAUGGUGUUUGAGCGCAAACAGCUUCGCAAAGACCUGGAGCACUACAAAGAGAAAGGAGAAAGAGCCGAGGAGCUGGAGAUGGAGGUCCAUCGACUGGAGCGAGAGAAGGAGAAUCUGCAGAAGCGUCUCGCUGCUCUCGCCAUCACCUGCGGGAAGGUGGAGGUGCUAGGCCUCAAUAAAGAGGGGCUUCUGGGUGAUGAAGAGAGCUCUGAUGACAGGUUUAAGCUUCUAGAGUGUAAACUGGAGUCCACUCUGAAGUCCUCUCUGGAGAUCAAAGCGGAGAAGAUCGCUGCUCUAGAAGCCCGACUGCAGGAGUCCUCCAACCUCAACCAGCAGCUACGACAGGAGCUCAAAACGGUGAAGAAGAACUACGAGGCCCUGCGCCAGCGUCAGGAGGAGGAGUGUUCGGCUCAGAGCUCGCCUGCUCGAGGACGGGAGGACACACAGAGCAAGUGGGAGAAGCAGAGUCAGGAGGCCACGCGAGAGCUUCUGAAGGUCAAAGACCGACUUAUAGAGGUGGAGAGAAACAACGCCACUCUCCACGCAGAGAAGCAGGCUCUACGGACGCAGCUGAAGCAGCUGGAGUCUCAGAGCGGGAAUCUCCAGGCGCAGAUAUUAGCUCUUCAGAGACAGACUGCGUCUCUACAGGAGAACAACACCACACUACAAACACAGAAUGCCAAUCUACAGGUGGAGAACUCGACGCUGAACUCUCGGAGCGCCGCUCUCAUGUCCCAGAAUGCUCAGCUGCAGACGCAGCAGUCCGGCACAGAGAGCGAGAGGGACGUGGCCAUACGAGAGAAGGAGGAACUGCGCACGGUCUAUGAUCUGCUGCUGCACGACCACGAGAAGCUGUCUGCGUUGCACGAGAGACAGGCGUCGGAGUACGAGGAUCUGAUCGGCAAACACGGAGAGCUGAAGAGCGGCCACAAGAGCCUGGAGCUGCAGCACCGCAGCCUGGAGAACAGAUACAAUCAGCUGCUGAAGCAGAAGACCGAGCUGGAGCAGCUGGAGAGAGAUCUCACAGCAGAGCGAGAGAAGAUGAUCUCUGACAGCAAGAGUCAUCAGGACACAGCUACACAGUACCAGAGGCUCAGCGAGGAGCACCACAUGUUGAGCUCCACACACCAGCAGCUCCUGAAGGACAAUGAGCUUCUGCAGACAGAUCAUAAGACUCUUAAGAGUCAGCUGAACACGGCCCGGCUGGAGCAGACACGUCUGGAGGCCGAGUUCUCCAAACUCAAGGAACAGUACCAGCAGCUGGACAUAACCUCCGCCAAACUCACCAACCAGUGCGAGUUGUUAAGUCAGCUGAAGGGGAACCUAGAGGAAGAGAACCGGCAUUUGCUGGAUCAGAUCCAGACCCUCAUGCUGCAGAACCGGACCCUGCUGGAGCAGACCAUGGAGAGCAAAGACCUGUUCCACGUCGAGCAGAGACAAUACAUUGAUAAACUCAAUGAACUGAGGAGACAGAAAGAGAAGCUUGAGGAGAAGAUUAUGGAUCAGUAUAAAUUUUAUGACCCGUCACCUCCGCGAAGGAGGGGUAACUGGAUCACACUGAAGAUGAGGAAGCUCAUCAAGCCAAAGAGUCGUGAGCGCAUGCGCUCUGUCACACAGACUCCUCCCCGCUCCGAGUCCAGCGAAGGGUUCCUGACGCUGCCGCAGCCAGACAGUCAGGACAGCUCGUCCGUUGGCUCUGGAUCCAACUCACUGGAGGACAAUCUCACCCACCGCAGCGGCAGGAAGAAAGUUGAGAAAAGCCAAACGCAGGCUUCCUCUAACGCGCUGAAAAAGCUUCCGUUCAUGAGGAACCGAUCCAAGGAGAAAGACCAAGUGAAGGCCGUCUACCGCCGCUCUAUGUCCAUGAACGACCUGCUGCAGACGAUGGCUGUGUCCGAGGUUCAGUGGUCCAGCAGCACGGAUCAUCUCGAAGCUCAGCACGGGAAGGAGUUUGGAUCCAUGGACUCCGCCGGCCUGAGCCUGAGCCUGAGUCGCGGCCCCAGCGCUCGCCACCGCUCCGACACAGGUGCAGCCGUGUCCAGUGAAGACGUCAUGCAGCUGUCGGAGCAGGAGCGAGCUCAGGGUGUGAUGAACGGCAGUGCGAGUCGGCCUCGCAGCGAGAGCAGUGACGUCAGUGUGAGUCGGGACAGUCCCGCCGGCCAGACCUCAGCGCAACACAGCGCUCUGGAGGGCAAACGCAGGGCCAAGUCUGCAGGAAGUGAGGUGGUUUCCCUGCAGCAGUUCCUGGAGGAGAGCACAGAGCCAGCAGAGUCGUCUGGUGUGUCCGGAGCUGUGCCGCGUGUGAAGAGCCGAGGCAUCCUGCGCUCAGCCAGCGGUAAGGUCCCUGCGGGAGCCAGUCAGCCAGGCCGCCCCAGCCUGCGCAAGGCCGAGAGCACGCGGUCCAAGGUCUUGCCCCGAGCCGGCCUGUCUGCGCAGAGCAAAGCCUCGUCAGCGUCUCUGUCGGAGCAUCUGGACUCGUCCUCAGGCCUGCCCCGCGCCAGCAGCGUCAUCUCCACCGCCGAGGGCUCCGUGCGCCGCACCAGCAUCCACGAGCUGCUCUCCAAGGACAGCCGGCAGCCCGUGCUGGUGGACCCCGCGCCCUCCCGCUCCCAGAGUGAGUACAGCGACCCAGCCCUGCACAAGUCUGCUAGCAUGCCCUGCCGUGUACAGGAGCCCGAGCUGUCCAGCCUGCAGGCCUUUCUAGGUCCCUCCUUCACCGUAGACUCCAUCUUUCUGGACUCCAUCUUUAGCGAGCCAGCGGUGACGGGUGGUGCUAGAAACCAGGCCAUCCUGUCCCUCAACACAUCUCUCGUUAGUAGCAUUAGCGGCCCUCCCCAUAAGGCCAAGCGCUCAGACGAGCCCGAGGAGGACGGCCAGUCGCUGUGGUACGAGUACGGCUGCGUGUGACCCCUGACCCCCGCCUGCAUGAGUCUGCUCUGUGUUAUGUCUUUGUAGCGACGCUCAUGUGAUUCUUCUGUUGGACUGAACCUCCAUCACUCUUAUAUUAACUGAUGCUGUCUGCUGUGUGUGUAACCGCUGAUCCACUUUCAUAUUUAUGAACACGAGGUCCCAUGAUGCUCCUCUGAUUGUUUUAUUGAAAUGACACGGUGUGGCUGUUUCCCCGAUGGUGUUUGUGUGCAUGCCUGUGGUCUGGUGUGGGUUGUGUUGUGUUGGCGUGUGAUGUGAGCCGUAGCCUGUAUGAACACACCACUCUGCAGGUCAAACUCUGCUGAUCCAGCGCCCAUCGUGUUUGAUGCAUGCUGUGUGUCCACAUAACGUCCUUCAGGACACUGAUUCUUCUGUAAUGUGCCGUUGAAGUGUGGCUUGCUUUCGUUCUGCAGAUGUGGAAGUGUUUCAGGAAAACAGGAAGACUAAGAGCAGAGGUGGAGCUCAGAGUUUGUCCUGAAUUCACACGGUGAGU
This is a messenger RNA of Sinocyclocheilus anshuiensis, 5235 nucleotides long. RefSeq names its product girdin-like. The transcript is spliced from 28 exons. The record is from RefSeq and is a predicted model, not a curated record. Gene Ontology annotation, biological process: cytoplasmic microtubule organization; cytoskeleton-dependent intracellular transport. Gene Ontology annotation, molecular function: microtubule binding; dynein light intermediate chain binding. The coding region runs from base 219 to 4721 and encodes 1500 amino acids. Gene Ontology annotation, cellular component: cytoplasm; centrosome. Lineage: Eukaryota; Metazoa; Chordata; Actinopteri; Cypriniformes; Cyprinidae.